Molecule: messenger RNA, 918 nt
Organism: Bufo bufo (common toad)
Lineage: Eukaryota; Metazoa; Chordata; Amphibia; Anura; Bufonidae
Exons: 9
Coding region: 1-918 (305 amino acids)
Source: RefSeq, a predicted model, not a curated record
AUGGAUACUGUGGAGGUGAAAAAACGAGAACAUCACAAGAACUCUGGACCUGUCCAAAACCAACCUGAAUGGCGGGGCGCCCCUGUAUAUUCUCAUCAGAACCAGACUGAUAUUCCCAUCGCAGUGGUACCCCCAGGACUGGAGUGUCUUGUAAAGGUAAAUAAGGUUAUCCUCCAUAAAAAAGCUUUCUUCACCAGAUCUGGGCGGACCCUUUUCACCAUACAUUGGCCAUUUGAGUGCUGUGGACCAGGCUUCAAUCUGAGGGUCCGAGAUCAUUACAAGAGGAAUGUGAUGUCACUCUGUGCGGACUCAGGGGAAAAUUGCUUCAGAAGACAUACUAAUGGGUGGAGUGUGGAGGUGGAAGAAGGGACUGUGGAGGUGGAGAUUUUAGUGGAGACUGUGAAGGAGGAAGAGGGAGGGGAGAGUGUGGAGGUAGAUGAGGGGACUGUGGCAGUAGAAGAGGGGGCUUUGGUGGUGGAAAUUACAGUGCCGGAGAAAGAGGGGACUGCCGAGCUAAAGAUCGUUGUUCUUCCUGCUCGCACUAUAGGUUUUGUAACAAUUUCACACUUUUCUUCUAAAAUGAGUGUCUCCAUCCAGAUGACAUGUGGAGAGCCUGCAUUCACUGCUGAACUGCCUUUUUACUGCACUCAGAACAUUAUUGAGAUACUCAGUGUAAAAGGGUCUUGUCCUGUGGCCAAAAUAAUUAAGGAGGGAGAGACAACAUCAUCUUCUAAAGUCAUCUUCAAAUUUCCAAAGGACAUGGAGGCUACAUUGAAAGCUGUUAUCUUGGCUGCAUUCCUGUACAUGAAAUAUCAAUUGAAAAGUUUUUUCAGCACUUCCUACAGUUAUGAUGGUGGAUGGGGUACCGUGGGUGGAUUGUCCUUCUACGAUGGUGGUAAAAUUAUCCCCAUCACGUAG